UGGUGGAUGGUCGUCAGUGUGAAUAGCCUAUUAGAUUGUUGAAUUGGUUUCUGUGUGUUUCUCUUUCGUCAAUCAACAGUUCUGUUCUAGCAGUUUUAUUGGCUACUUAAUUUAUGCAAAUAAUGUUGACAAAUUACUUCUCUACGCGUGCAAAAUUACAGUGAAAUUAUGCUGUCACGCCUUGAGGACACGUUCCGUGACACCAGCACGCACACACAGCACUGUUUGGUUGGCUGUAAAUGAUAUUGAAAUACACAGUUGAUACUCGAGAUUUACUCCAGAGACAAAGACAUCGCCUUCGGCGGGACACAUACAGGCCGACAGAUAACCGCAUAGGCCUGUCUUUUCCCAGACAGGACGGACACACAAACAUCCCACCGCAUACUUAGGGCUCAGUUUCACUUUCAUCACUUCGAACCCGAUUAAGCACCUCAUUUUAUGUCUUAUUUAUCUACUGAUUGGAUGAUGAUAAAACGCCCGGCAGACACUCGCAGUGGAGCCCAAGCGCAGACCUCCCUGCCGCCCAGAUGGGUAAUACUAGAACCUGGCCAGGAGUGUGCGGGUGCUGGUUGUGUAUUGCGUAUUUUGCAAAAAUAAGCGUCUAAAUGCCACAGCGGUAAGAAGUUUAGGGAUUUCCAGAACCUUCGCACCACUGGAAAUCAUGGAAGGGUGGGUAUAGAAUCGUGUGGGUCGACUUCCAUCGCAAGACCUCACGCCCGCGAGAGUUUGGAACACGCCAACGAAAGCCCCUAGUACUUUUUUGACAGAUGUGAAACUCCGAUUCACACUGCCACCAUCCACCAUCCACCAUCCGUCAAAAACAGCUGAUGCCAAUAACAAGUUCAUUAAAUUUGCGCGGAAGAUUUAUUAAUUCUUGGUUCUUAUAAUGGAUGAUGAAGAUAUAGCAAUUAUUUCGGCUGUGGUUCAACAGCAAAAUAUUUUCUUGCACCAACUAAUAAUGUUGCUGUCAAUGAAUAAUGAUGAUGACGAUGAUGACUUUAACAUUGACGAGGAUGAGAUGACCCAGAUGACUGCCAUAAAAACACAAAAGCCAGGAAGAUUAUGGUCGUUUAAGCGGUUCGGGACAUUUUGGGAGAAAGAUGUACCAGAAAACAACGAGGCGUUUUUCAAAGAGAGUUUCCGAAUGGAGAGGCCCUGCUUUGAUAUUUUAGUGAAUCGGCUUGAAGUGCUGCGAAAGAAGGACACCAACUGCCGAUCUGCAAUUCCUUUGGAAAAGCGCAUCGCCAUUGCGCUAUACACUUUGGGCUCGUCCUCUGAGUACCGAACAGUUGGCAGGCUUUUCGGUGUAGCUCCAAACAGUGUGUGUAAUAUCCUGCACGAGUUUUGCAGAGCACUUAUCGACGAGUUUUCGAAGGAGUACAUGUCGCCCAAUUACCUAACUUCCGACAAAAUUGAUGAGUGCGUAAAGGGAUUCGAGGCAAUUGGGUUUCCUCAGUGCCUAGGUGCAAUUGAUGGAUGCCACAUCGAAAUAAAACCACCAGCACCUGAGGCAGUAGACCACCAUAACUAUAAGGGCUGGUAUUCCACAGUCUUGUUUGCCCUAGUGGAUUAUAGAUACAGAUUUACAUAUGUAAAUAUCGGCUCUGCAGGAAGGUGCAAUAACUCGAUGAUAUACCAGAAGUCAAGCCUUGCAAAACAUAUCGAAGCAUCGGCAUUACUCCAAGAGAAAGCCAAGGAAAUAAGCGGAGUAAACGUCCCUGUAAUGCUUAUCGGGGACUCGGCAUUUAGGUUUUCUAAAAAGCUGAUGAAACCUUACCCGUUUUCCACAGUCGCCUCUUUGGAACAGCGCACGUUUAACUACAACCUUUCCAAAGCUAGGCGAGUGGUGGAAAAUGCAUUUAAAAGCCAGAUUUCGAAUAAUCGGAAAAGGUCUUGAUAGCCACCACAAAAAUAAUAGCGCCAUAAUAAUGAGCUGUUGUAUUUUACACAAUAUAUUAAAUAUGCACAACAGCGCGAUUAAUGAAAAUUGGGAGGUUGCAACAAAUGAGCAGCGCGAACAGCACGAUACCAGCAACAGUUCUGCUGACUUUAAUCAGUCAGCAGAACAGAUACGAUCUGCAAUCGCAAAAUAUUGUGUAGACCGUAAUGAAAAUUAAAAACUUAUUUAUUUUUAUUUUUCAAAACUUCUAAUAAGUCGUUCUGGAAUUUUGUUUGGGUGCUAAUCAAGUCCUGCACCAUCUUCUCCUGCCUAACGUCGUGCUCCUCCUUCUUUCUGUGGUGGUCCUUUUGUUGUUCGAGACGCUCCUGGGCGAUCUCUGCCAGCCACGAAAUGUCGGUCUUUUUCUUUUUCUUUGGCGGACGCCCAGACAAGGUGCUGGAGCUACAAGA
Drosophila miranda is the source of this 2349-nucleotide messenger RNA. Its product is annotated as putative nuclease HARBI1. The transcript has 4 exons. The record is from RefSeq and is a predicted model, not a curated record. NCBI's taxonomy places the organism in Eukaryota, Metazoa, Arthropoda, Insecta, Diptera, Drosophilidae. The coding region runs from base 887 to 1897 and encodes 336 amino acids.